GUCCAUGGUACAUCAAUACUGCUUGCGAGGCUGUUCGACGUUGUGGUGCAUGCUGACACCUCUGGCAAUCCCAAUGCAGGUGAUGCCAAUCUAACCUAUCCCUAUCACGCAAGACAUGGUUUGUUCACGUCCUCAGAGGGCAAUCGAGAGAAGAUUGCUCGAGGUCAUUGGCCAAAAUCACACCGGUCGACAGUCGUACCAUUGUUGCAUGGGGCAGGCGGAGCCAGGCAUACACCGCGUCACAUGAAGCAACACGGACUAUAUCUGAAGACGACACCCCUUUCCACCAACUUUGGACUGUGCCAAGGGAGCUGCCUCGCAACAGCAUCACCAUUUUAACGAUAGUGUCGUUGAUCGAAGAGUCACUCUCUUUUUGUUCUCUCGCUAAUACCUCUGCUGGUGGGAGAAUGUGGGAGAAUAUCUCCAGAUCCCCCAGAAUCAACUAGCUCACGCGAUCAUCAGUCGGAUGGCCGUCCGAGGCUCUUUUCGAUCACACCACCCGACAAGGCCAAAUCGCGAACACUCUAGAACCGUCAAAUAGUCUUACCAAGACACUUGUGGACUGGAAAUCGUUGGAUGAUGCGAGGUGGAGUGAGCCAUAAAGCCCGCUAUGCCACGUGACCCUGUGAGUACAAUCCCCUCCACCACUCCGCCCCUUGCCCUGCUUCGCCGUCCCAAACUCAUGUGACGGAUCUCUGGGUGUUUGUCAACGUUGGUCGAGUAUAAAUAAGGGAAUGUAAGAACAACCCCCCAGAAAUAAAGGAAGAAGACAAGCUGUCUCGAACUACCAACCAAACCACUCGACAUAAAGCACAGUCACACACAAUGUCUCCGUUGAAUCUCAACACAGUCCUCAAACCACCGCACGUUACCUUCGACUCGCGCGGGCCGUACCACCGCUCAUCCAUCCGCUCGGUGUUCGACUUCUUGGGCGCCGGGGAGCUGGACACGGUGUUCAACCAGAAACAUCAUCGCCGCCACAGCCAGGGCCACUCGGUCUACGAGGAGGACGUCGUCUUCCCGAACUUCACUGUCAGAGAAACGGCCGAGGCAUACUUUCUAGAAGGCGACUUCCCAGGCAUCCACAACCCGAACGACAUCAGGAUCGAGCGCCUGGGCUCCCAGGGCCUGCUGGUCGAGGCACAGGCGCCGGAACUCGAUCUGUACCACGAAUGGGGCAAUGUCUGGGGCAUCCGGCCGGAGAAGGAGGCGCGGGUGGAAAGAGGCGCCAGCCAGGCCACCGCCGAGGGUGGACCGGGGAGUGCGAAACCCCGGGGCGUCGACACGAGCACUCGCUCCCCGGACCACGAGCACGAACACGGUCAUAAACACGAACACGCCCAGACCGGCGACGGCGACGGCGAAAACCCACACGGCGACAACGAGGGCAAAACCGGCGGCGAAAAGGGCAGCGAGCCCGCGAAACCCCACAAGCUGCACCGCAGGGAAUCGUCCUCGCACGCCGAGGACGACGAGCCCAUGGCGACGACGCUGCUGUCGGAACGGCACGCGGGCCGGUUCCUGCGGUCCUUCACCUUCCCGCACACGGUGGACCUGGACCGGAUGAAGGCGCGGCUCAAGGACGGGGUGCUGCGGAUCGCGCUGCCCAAGGCGUCGGUCCGCGAGAGGGGGUCGAGCUACAAGGUUGAAUAUGGCGGGUGAGGUGAGGUGAGAUGAGGUGCUGUCGCUCUUAAGUUUUCAUAGGACAUGUACCCAGCUGGAUCUUCGGGAGCAAGGAGUUGAAUCUGGCUCGCGCGGUCAGCCCACGGAGCUGCUCGGGAGUGCUCUGCACGCUCAACGAGACUCACCUUUAAAAGCUGGGCUUGACCUAGCGUCGGACGGUCGAAUAGUCAAAUAACCCCUCAAGUUGUAAUGUAGCCAUUUCAUCCCAUCAGGCCUGUAGCCUCACUGUGCGUUGCCCGUCUCCUGGGGCUUCCUGGACGAGCACUACUUGACACCCAUAUAGAUCUUGGAAGACAACGCAACUUUUCAGCCUCGAAUCUCCGAUCCAGUCAGGGCCACCACCAGGUUUGAACCAGCGAUAGGGGGUCUGACUUAUGUUGCUCGCCGUCGAAGAAGAGAGGUAUGAUGGUCAUCACUUUUAAGGAUUCACAGACACAAAACCCUUACUUUGGAGUUUGCAC
Cladophialophora immunda is the source of this 2144-nucleotide messenger RNA. RefSeq lists its product as uncharacterized. The coding region runs from base 826 to 1662 and encodes 278 amino acids. The transcript has 2 exons. The record is from RefSeq and is a predicted model, not a curated record. Lineage: Eukaryota; Fungi; Ascomycota; Eurotiomycetes; Chaetothyriales; Herpotrichiellaceae. Gene Ontology annotation, biological process: protein complex oligomerization; response to salt stress; response to hydrogen peroxide.